AUGAAGUUUACUUCUAUUUCUUUGGUCAUUUUUGGCAUCAUCACUAGUUUCAGCGGUGGCAGAGCUGAACAAGACGCAAACAUCACUGUAGGUUACGCUUCUGGUAUCAAAAAUGAACAUCGACUUGGCGAUUGUAUUCCCAUGAACAGCAAUGGGCAGAAACUGCAAUCCGUUCAAGUUAAGCAAACUGUACAAUGCACCGUGUAUAAAAAUGAUGUAUGCAUGGGCAAUGCCCAUUUCCCUACAAUGAUAAUGCCGGUUGGUUCGACUACCACAGCAGUGAAUCAACUUGCUCCUGGUGAUUCUAUAGUUUAUUCUUUCCUAUGCAAUGCGGCAUGA
Messenger RNA from Halteromyces radiatus, 339 nucleotides. RefSeq lists its product as uncharacterized. The transcript has a single exon. The coding region runs from base 1 to 339 and encodes 112 amino acids. The record is from RefSeq and is a predicted model, not a curated record. Lineage: Eukaryota; Fungi; Mucoromycota; Mucoromycetes; Mucorales; Cunninghamellaceae.